AUGCCUAUAAACAAUAAUAACGAGUAUGAUCUAGAAAAGGAAGAAGUUGCAGAAGAACUCAAAAUAGCUGCUAUAGGAUCUCAUAAAAUAUCACAAUUUUUUAAUCAAGUGGAUGGUCAAGAGAAUGACAAGAUGGAUAAUCAGAAAGAUAAUAGGGCAGAUAGUCAAGAGGAUAGUAAGGUGGAUAGUCAGGAGGAUGAUGAUCAGCAGUUAGAUUAUGAAAGUGAAAGUGAUCUUAUCGAAGGAUUAUUACAAUGGAAACAAAGACUUCAGGAAACAACUCAAAGAGUACAAUGUAUAAUCGAUAAAGCAAAGAUAUUAAAAUCUGAUAAGGUAAAAUACACUUCUGUUAUCUAUUAUAUACAACUUCUUCAGCAUAAAAUGCCUAAAAUCGAAGCAAGUAUAAUAGUGGCAAAAAUUCAUAAUGGUGGUGAGUAUCGUGCUAAAUGUAUACAAGCAUGGACAAAAACAUGCUUAGAAAAUAAACUUUUACCUCCGUCUCAACGUGAAAAACAUCCGUCAAAAUCACUUCUUUAUGAUGAAUAUGUCACUAUAAGAAUUGCGAACUAUUUACGAGCAACAAAAUUUCAAGUAAAUUCUCGGCUUAUCAAACAAUUUUUUGAGAACCAAAUUCUUUCCGAACUUUAUAUCGAUCAAGCACAAACAAUUUCUUUGAGCACAGCACAACUGUUUCGUCAAAAGUUUUUACAAGAAAUGGAAAAAUAUGAAAAAUUAAUGUCUAAGUGGAAUGAUAUCAACUGUAAAGUCUGUGAAGAGUUAUAUCUUUUACAUAAUGAGCAGAAACAUAUCUUAAUUACUUAUGAUAAAUGUACUUUUCACUCUUAUAAUGGCAUUCGUAAAUUCUGGGCACCUGAAGAAGAACAACCAUUAAGAAAAAAAGGACUUGGCCAAGGACUUCAUGUUAGUGAAUUUUUAACAGAGACGAUUGGACGAUUAAAAGAUAGAGAAGGAGAAGCAAAAGUUAUAAUGCAAUUUGGUGCAAAUAAUAAUGGAUAUUGGGAUGGAAAAAAAUUAUUACUUCUGCUAAAAAAUGUCAUAACAAUCUUCGAACGGACUUACCCUGGAUGUAUUGGAGUCUGGGCAUUUGAUAACGCAACAAGUCACACUGGUAUGGCACCUGAUGCACUAGUGGCUGCUAGAAUGAAUCUGAAUUCUGAUGAUAUGCAGCCAGAAAUGAGAGAUAUGACAUGA
Molecule: messenger RNA, 1212 nt
Organism: Acaulospora morrowiae
Lineage: Eukaryota; Fungi; Glomeromycota; Glomeromycetes; Diversisporales; Acaulosporaceae
Source: the annotation of a GenBank genome assembly